Messenger RNA from Ipomoea nil (Japanese morning glory), 470 nucleotides. Its product is annotated as heavy metal-associated isoprenylated plant protein 47-like. The transcript has 3 exons. The coding region runs from base 53 to 283 and encodes 76 amino acids. NCBI's taxonomy places the organism in Eukaryota, Viridiplantae, Streptophyta, Magnoliopsida, Solanales, Convolvulaceae. The record is from RefSeq and is a predicted model, not a curated record.
CCAGGCCAAAAGCUCCAAGUCCCACCUCAAAAACUCGAAAAUAACGAAGAAUAUGAAGCAAAAGAUUACUAUCAGUUUGCCGGUAAACACCGAGAGAUGCCGGGCUAAAGCCAUGAAAAUUGCAGCCGGUGUAGGAGGAGUGAAAUCGGUGGGCAUUGAAGAGGAGAAAAACCACUUGGUAGUGAAAGGAGAAGGGAUUGAUUCCAUCAAGUUGAUGAAAGGCAUCAAGAAGAGAUUCAAAUGCGCCAACAUUCACACCAUUGAAAAGGAGGAGAAGAAGUAAAAAAAGGACUGUUGUAGUGACGACAAAGACAAAUGAACAGCUAGCACUAAAAUGUAUGCAAACUGUGCAUGCUAGCUAGCUAUAUAAUGUUACCGUUGCUGCGGUAGUUCUUCAAACUUACGGGUCAAUAUAUCGUGGACCGUGGUGUACGUGCACCGGGAUUAAAAACGGCACCGUUUCUUUAAAU